AUGGCCAGGCGCCGACAGCCGGAACAGAUCUCGUCCGCAGCCUUCAUCGGUGGCGUGGUGCCAUUUGUGAUAGCUGCAUCAGCUGUGGCGGCAGGUGCUGCCGUUGUAGGCGCUGUGCUGGGGUUAGGCGAAGGGUCUGCAGCACCAGCCAUGUUGCACUACAGCACCAGCCAUGUUGCACUACAGCACCAGCCAUGUUGCAUUACAGCACCAGCCAUGUUGCACUACAGCACCAGCCAUGUUACACUACAGCACCAGUGCACUACAGGACUGCUACACUGGAUGGGGAUCCAUCGUCCUCAACCAGAGCCCCGGAUAGACAAUCCAUGUUGCAGCCUAUGCCCAUCCGCCGGUGCCUUUUCUAGCGGAGGCGCAUUCGCCAGCGCUUCAGCAUUGCUGGGGUUUUGUUCGCUGUCUUGCCUUCAUGUCCAGUCCUGAGGAUGCUCGGAUCUCGAUACA
Messenger RNA from Sphaeroforma arctica JP610, 459 nucleotides. RefSeq lists its product as hypothetical. The coding region runs from base 1 to 438 and encodes 145 amino acids. The record is from RefSeq and is a predicted model, not a curated record. NCBI's taxonomy places the organism in Eukaryota, Ichthyosporea, Ichthyophonida. The transcript has a single exon.